Diaporthe citri is the source of this 1401-nucleotide messenger RNA. RefSeq lists its product as uncharacterized. Gene Ontology annotation, cellular component: endoplasmic reticulum. Gene Ontology annotation, molecular function: sterol 24-C-methyltransferase activity. The record is from RefSeq and is a predicted model, not a curated record. Bases 1 to 1401 code for a protein of 466 amino acids. Lineage: Eukaryota; Fungi; Ascomycota; Sordariomycetes; Diaporthales; Diaporthaceae. Gene Ontology annotation, biological process: ergosterol biosynthetic process. The transcript has a single exon.
AUGGCUGCCGCUGCCGUGCUAUCAUCCCCUGCCCCCCCUAGCGCCAUGCCCGCCAACAAGGAGAUCUCGCCCCAGUCCACGCCCUCAGGGUCAACAACCUCCACAGCUGUACAAAACCCCAGCCUGACCGACAGCACUCGCACCAGCGAGACCUUGAAUGAGAAGGACGCCCAGCAGGUCCCACACCUGGAUGGCAAUGGCAAGGUCACCGGGGCAGAUCCCAGCUCCAACGCCGGCGGUCUUAAGAAGACCAGGUCUAAGAGGCUGCGCCAAUCCUUGACUUCCAAGCGCAGUAGCAAGCUGGCCAAUGUCCCUGAGGAGCAGGCUGACGUCGUCGACCCUGACCGGUCUGUGUCGACAAGCCGCUUCAAGACUUUUGUCAGGUCAUUCAAGUACCUGUAUAAACUGACUCCCAAGGAUGUGGAUGACUUCAUGGCAUCCUACAUCAUCUACAACUUGGACUGGGAGAAUGAGGCUGAGAUAAUCGACACCCUGGGCCCUGAUUACCAGCAAAAGGUUGGUGACUGCCUCAAGUCAUACUACGGUGUGCUCAACCACCUCUGUGCCCUCGGCGAUGUCGAGAAGAUGUACAUCCCACCCGCCAUGAACAUGAAGGUCUCUGUGAGGGACAACCAGCUUCUAUACGAGGAGUCCAUUUCCCGGGACCUCGGCCUGAAGCCUGGCAUGAGAGUACUGGACCUCGGCUGCGGACGAGGUCGCGUUGCCGCACAUAUCACCAAGUACUCUGGUGCUCGCGUGACGGGUCUCAACAUCGAGCCAAAUUCAAUCGCUCAGGCUCAGGCCUUCAAUGACGAGCUAGGCUUCGACAACGAGUUCAUCGUCAAGGAUUUCAAUGACCUGCCGCUCCCUUUUGAGGAUGAGACGUUCGAUGCUUUCUACAACAUCCAGGCAUUCAGUCUCGCCAAAGACCACCCUGCACUCGCCAGUGAGAUCGUCCGUGUUCUCAAACCUGGUGGACGCUUUUCCUCCUUGGACUGGGUCAAGUACCCUGCCUAUGACGAGAAGAACCCGGAGCACACCCAGCUCAUGCGCCGUGUGAAGCCUCUCAUCGGUGCCGUGGGGACGCCGACCCCGAUAUCCAUGGAGAAGGCAUUCAGCGACGCCGGGCUGGUCGUCACAGUCUCAGACAACGCUAGCGUCGCUACGGACGGCCUGCAGAGCCCACUCAUCGGCAAGGUGGACCUCUACUUCCGCACCAUGCGCCAGCUGAUCCUCGCGUUGGUCAAGGUGCACGCGCUACCGCCGCACUUCAAAACGCUCAUCAACCGAUUUUGCCUCGAUGGGGAGGCGUUUGUCAAAAUGGACGAGAUGAGGCUUAUCACGACCAGCUACCGGAUCAUCGCCGAGAAGCCAUACAAGACAGAGCACCAAAAGUACUAG